UUGUAAUUUUGUACAUUAGAAAAUUUUCAUCUAUUAUCAAGAGGGGGAAACAUUUCUCCUUGUCGCCGACUUGAAGGCGGUGGUGGCUUGGGUUCUCCAAUUUCAUUUUCGACUAGAUGUGUAGACGUCUCUCAUGGGUCGAUUCUUUUGAGCUUUGUAGAGAGCGAUUCUGGGUAGAGUACAGAAGAAGCGUCAGGCUUUGAUGGAUAGUCUAGUGAUGAAUAAUCAGCUCUGCUGCCACUUAACAGUUUAAAUUGAGUUAAUUUUCCGCUAUUGCAACUACUACAGCUUCAAUUUGACGGGUUUUCAAUAUCAAUUGAAGCUAUUUAGCAAUGGGAGCUUUUAAAUUGGAAAUUCCCUGUCCAACGAAAGUUCUUGAGAUCGCAGCAGACCCUGAGCCUGAUUGGAGUUUUAACGCUCUGUUAUCAGAGCUCAAGUCACUUGAAAAGAAGCUCGAUGUCUCCUAUAAAACCCAAUCUCGAGGCCUUCCAAAGUGGAGGAGUGUGGAAAGGAGGCCUGUGGCAUUUACAAUGCGCAUUUCUGAUGAUGAGAUGGAGGAUUCCGAAAGUGAAGCUGAAGAGGAUCAUGGGCCAAGUUCGGUGGUGGUGACACGGUUUAAUUGUGAUAAUAUUUAUGUUAGUGAUAGUGAUGACUCUGUUUCUGAGUUAGCUCUCGAUGGACAAUCCUAUUUAAUGGAUGAAGUAGGGUUAGUGGAAGGUGCCCUAUCUGAGCUAAGCCCUCAGCUUCAAAUUAAGGAGAAUAUUAGAAACCAAAUCUCAGAAUUAGAGGUAGAGUUAAUGAGAGAAAGUGGAAAAUCUCAUUCAGCCUUCACUCGAAUUCAGAAGUAUAUGCAGGCAAGAAAGGAAUCAGACCGAAAAUUUGAUACCCAAUAUCAGCGUAAAAUUGCUGAAGCAUUGGAUAAUCACUUAACUGCAAUCCAGCGGGAUCAUGAACUCAAAUCACAAAUAGAAGAAAGAAGAAUAAGAAGUGAUGCAGCCCAUGAAGAGGCUAAAAGAAAGGAAAAGGCUUUGCAAGAAGAAAGAAUGCGUCAAGAGAGAGCUAAAGCAGAAGCAGAGGCUAAACGUAAAGCUGAGGAAGCUAAAAUGGCUGUUCUAGAAGCGGAGAGAAAAACAGCACAGGAAGCUGCUGAAAAGGAAGCUGCUGAAGCCUCAAAAAGGGUAGCUUCUGUAGUCCCACAAGGCGAUGCUUCUGGACAAGUAAAUGUUAGUUCAGUAAAUAAGAAUCUUCUUUCCCAAGGACCUGGAUCCAAUAGAACUGAUAAAUCAGAAUCAGCAGCUGACAUUGUGAGAGCGGCAGAAAGUGCUUUGAAUCUAGAGCAAGGAAGACUACAGAAGCUUAAAAAGUUGGAGGAAGAGAACCAGGCUCUGAAAUUGAGCUCUAAUGUGGAUUUCAGCAACAGUGAAAGGCAUAUUGCUAGGUUGAUAAGACAAAUAAGGGGGACACAAGAGAAUGUUAGAACAAAAUCAAGUGAACUUAUUAAAAUUUUCAAGAAUCCUUCAUGUCCUCAGGCUAUCAGCGUUGCAACCUUUGCAAGGAAGGUUGCUUCCCACUGUGAAAUUCCUGAUAAUGCUGCUUUUGCAUGUGGCCAUGUCAUUGUUCUUGUUACCUCACAGGUCCCACAUGCUAUGGAUCUUCUUCUGGCCGAGUUCCAUAGAGCUUGCAUCUAUACUGUCCCAAAGCAUGUAGUAUACUUGAAGUCAGCAUUUGGAUCAAAAGAGGCCUACUUCAAAACCAUUGGAUAUCAAGAACAUGAUGGGAAGAUUGAAAGCACAGGAGAUUAUUUGAAACGAUUGGAAUCCUACAUGAAACUAUAUGGCGCUCUGGUUCAGACAGAAAUCCAGGGAAUCCAGAACACUCAUGGUCCAAAAGAAGGCUGGGCAUGGCUUGCAAGGUUCUUGAAUACUCUCCCAGCAAAUAUAUAUACUGCUGUUGCAUUGAAGGCAUUCCUGCAAACAGCAGGGUUUGUUCUCUUCAGAAAAUACAAAUCCCAGUUUAGGAAGAUGCUGAACAUUAUCUCAAAUGACUUUCUGAAGGCACUGAAAGAACGCGAAGAUCCAAAGCUGAAAGCAGUAAUAAUAGAGAUUGAAUCCUACAUAGAAGACACUAAGUUCCUUCAGGAACCUGAAGGAUGGAGUUUGCAGAGUUCAUUGCUAUCAAGUGUUAUGGUGCCCGACUCAGAACCAAGUAGAGGUUACUACUAUUAUUGACCAGAAAUUCCAGUGUUAUGGUGCCUGAAUCAAAAUAAACGCAUCAUCUCGGAGAGAUGUAUUAUGUUAUUUGUUGCAUCGGAAAAGAGAGGAAAAAGGAAGUGCUAUUCAUGGCUGCUUUAGGCUCUUGAUUUUGUCAGGUUGUAUUGGCAUUUUCCAUUGCCUUCAUUGUGAGUUUUAGCAUCAAUGUUGUAGUAAUAGUACUUGCAAAGAGAGCCUGGAGAAACCAGAAUCAUUUGAUUAUCCGGUCUAUAAUUUGUACCUACCUUAAUUGUCCUACCUGGAAUCACUAGAUUGUUCAAAUUUCUUGAGAGUUGAGAACAUCCCAAUAUAUGCAAAAAUGGGUUGAGAUGGUUUUCUCUUUU
Manihot esculenta (cassava) is the source of this 2593-nucleotide messenger RNA. Its product is annotated as protein GLE1. The record is from RefSeq and is a predicted model, not a curated record. The coding region runs from base 333 to 2228 and encodes 631 amino acids. The transcript has 15 exons. NCBI's taxonomy places the organism in Eukaryota, Viridiplantae, Streptophyta, Magnoliopsida, Malpighiales, Euphorbiaceae. Gene Ontology annotation, cellular component: nuclear pore cytoplasmic filaments; cytoplasm; nuclear pore. Gene Ontology annotation, biological process: regulation of translational termination; poly(A)+ mRNA export from nucleus; regulation of translational initiation. Gene Ontology annotation, molecular function: inositol hexakisphosphate binding; translation initiation factor binding; phospholipid binding.